GGGGUGAAGACAGCUGAGUAGUAGCAGGUGUACUGCCAGUCGGAAGACAAUUCUCUCAGUUCCAUAUUUCUGCAGCCAGAGAGCGGAGUGCGUUUUCUUCGUUUCUUCUCAACUCGAACCGGUUCCUUCGAGUGGAAUUUUUAAUAAACUUUCUUUCUUCUCCGAUUGACAGUAAACUUUAGCCAUGGAUCGUGACACAUAUCUGAAAAAAGUCCAGGCCAUCAGAGUGGCCAAAGAAACUGCUAUGGACAAGGUGGAGGUCAUUGAGGAAAAACUGAAGUCCACCGAGACCGAAAGAGGCCGCUUGGAUGAGGAACUGAACUGGUUACAAAAGAAAUAUUCUAACAUGGAGAAAGAACUGGAUACUGUGAACAAUGACCUGUCUAAAGCCCAGGACAUGAUGCACUACGCCGAAGAAAGAGUUAGCGAGUGUGAUACAGAGAUCCAGAACUUGCAAAGGAGGAUACAAAUGUUGGAGUUACAACUUGAGAGAAGUGAUGAAGCUUUGUCUGUGAAAAAGACCGAAGAAGUAACAAACCAGGAGAAGCUGAAGGAAGCCGAGUUGAGGGCAACAAACGCCGAACGAACGGUGACCAAACUGGAAGAAGAUCUGGAGAAAAUGGAAGUCUCAUUGAACGAAGAGAAGGAUAAAUAUAACCAACUCAUUAAAGAUUUAGACGAUGCUUACAACGAUGUAGCAUUGUAUUAAAAUGCAACUGCCUCAUAACUUUCUCCUUCCCGUCCGACCUGACUCUUUUGCAAUUUUAUUUUCUCCCCUCACGAGAAAGGUAAGAAAUUUAAUGUUUUCAGCCAGAUAUUAUUUAAAAGCGAAUACUAGCCAUAACUAGCCAGACAAACAUUAUUUCUAAUAAUGACAAUGCAAGCAGCAUUAAACAACGCUGUUAACAAUAAAGAGCAGUUAAUUAAAAAAAGAUGUAAUUAAGAUUAGUGGAACAUCUCUAAUCUUUUUUAUUUUUAUAUAUUUUUAAAUUGUGAAAAUUAUUUGGAGGAAAACAAACCUACUCUGCACCUUCUCUAUCGAUAUCCUGUUUAUAAUCCAGUUAGUUCACCAGUUAAACAAUAAUCCAGCCAUCAUAUUGUUUAUCAUUGAUUGAUUGAUGAUCACAAAGAUCAAUAUGCCAACGACAGUCACACUAUAUCACCAACCGGUGUUCUCUCAGUAAUUUUAUCUCUCUGUUAUUCACAUUAAUCAAACGUUUUAACAAGAAAAAAUUUUAAAGGCAAAAGCCAAGCGUUAGUCCUGCCGUGUUUGUAGUUUUGCUGGAAACAUAAUUGUUUGGAACUUUAUAAACCAGAGACCAACAUCACAGGUCGUAGUUGAAACAACCAAGUCUUCUUUAACAACAACUUUGGAAAUGUGUGAAAGAUCGUCAAACAAACAAUAACAAAACAGAACAAAAAACAAAAACAAGAAAAACAAUGAUUUGUUUUGAAAAUGAAUAUUUGCAUGAAGAAAAUAAACUUUAAAAAUCUAUGACUAGAAUCUUCAUCUUGGAAAUAAAUUUGGUUACAUUUAAUAUUUGUUAAAUUUUGGUAAAAACAACGUUAAGUGUCUUGUCGAAGGACCAAAAUAAACAAAACAAUAACACUCCAACAAAACAACAAACAGACAAAAACAGAUGUGAACAGCUGUUCCUGAAAGAAAAACUGAAGUCAAUUAUGUAUAUAUAUAUAUAUAUAUAUAUAUAGAUAUAUCUAUAUAUAUAUAUAUAUAUAUACAUACAUAUAUAAUAGUAGAUGAUGAAAGAUGUACAACAAAUCUGAACUAAUUCCAUCAUGGAAUUGUUUGCCGACUGACUUCAGUAUUCUUAUUUAGAGUUUUUAUAUAUUUUUGGUCAAUCGAUGCCAGCCAGCAAUGGAGUCUUGCUCUACCCGGCUUUUAUUUCAAAACAACAAACACUGUAAUACUGCAGAUAGCUUAAUCUUAAAAGAAAGAUUUAUGAGCGGAUAAGUCUCAAAAGCAAAACCAAAAAACUGGGAAUACUGUCACAGAGACUGCAAUAGAACAAGUUCAUAAAAAAAAAACAUACAGACGUAUGGAAAGUAAGAGCUAUACUACAUGUUAUUCGCUUAUUUGGUAGCCUCGGAAAGAAUUUCUUCAAGAAGAACAGCAUUUUAACAGUUUUUAUUCUUGGAGAAAACAUUUCAAAAAACUUUAAUCAAUCAAUAAAUAAUAAAUGUAAUGAAUUAUUUGAGAUUUUUUAAAUCUUCAAUUACAUGUCUUUAAAACGAACCAACGAUAUACUGGAAAUCAAAAACAUUUGGACUUGGUAAUACAUUCACUGACCAAACUCAGACAGUCUUCAAUGAACUUGAAUCAGUGAAAUUAUUGGCUGGUUUUUUAACGUUUGGUGAAAAUUAAACAACAAAAAUGAAGAAAAGCGUACUAACUGCAGAUGGAAUCUACUGGAACCACAUGCUUAAUCUGCACUUCCGCUCACCAUAAUACCAAUAAGGCUGCGUUGCUGCUUAGUUUCUGGGGUUUUCUCCUAGCAUCAUUUUUUUAAAAAAAUUUCUUAUCUGAAAUAACUUGAAAAUGUAUUUGGCUGGCGUUUUCACUCUGGAAAUCAAGUGCUAACCAAAUCUGAAAAAUAAAACUGAAUUAUAAUUUCAAAA
Octopus sinensis (East Asian common octopus) is the source of this 2637-nucleotide messenger RNA. Its product is annotated as tropomyosin Tod p 1.0102. Bases 185 to 709 code for a protein of 174 amino acids. The record is from RefSeq and is a predicted model, not a curated record. The transcript is spliced from 2 exons. Gene Ontology annotation, biological process: muscle contraction; actin filament organization. Gene Ontology annotation, molecular function: actin filament binding. Lineage: Eukaryota; Metazoa; Mollusca; Cephalopoda; Octopoda; Octopodidae. Gene Ontology annotation, cellular component: actin filament.